Molecule: messenger RNA, 2130 nt
Organism: Leptonychotes weddellii (Weddell seal)
Lineage: Eukaryota; Metazoa; Chordata; Mammalia; Carnivora; Phocidae
Source: RefSeq, a predicted model, not a curated record
CCCCAUUUUACGCACAUUUUAAACGCAUCUCAUUUGUAAGCACUCAGUACAGGGUAUUCCGAAACUCCCUAUUCGGGGCUUUUCUCGGCUUUCCCUUUUCCCUUCCCUUGCUGUCUUUCUAAACAGUGCCGGGAGCUUGCCUAUCCUCGCCUGCCCCGCGUUCUCGGCCCACCGCACCCUGGGCACUGCCGGACCAGCCACAGGUCCACGUCUGGAAGCUGUGAGAGCCUCCUGAACCACCCCCGGCCACUCCGUCCCGCCUUCCUUGCUGAGCCCAGCUCCUCUCUCAGCAGGCCUCCAGGACCCAGCCGGCUGCCAGCUGGUGCCAGUGACCAUGGACGUGAGGUGGCCUCCCAGCUCCCGCCCCCUGCUGGGAGUCUGCACCUUUGUCUGCCUGGCCAGCGCCGCCUUCCUGGGGCACGUCCUGCUCCAUGAUUUCUUGGUGGUCCCCCAAGAGCAGCGUGGUGUCUCCCAAGUACCUGAGGAGCUUUAUCGUGCUCGCCAGCAGGGAGCCAGUGACCCAGGCCCCCAGCCCACCCCAGGGCACCACGGCAGUCCCCAAGCAGCACCCACACAGUGUGAUGUGCCCCCCAACAGCCGCUUCGACUGUGCCCCCGACAAGGCCAUCACGCAGGAGCAGUGUGAGGCCCGGGGCUGCUGCUACCGGCCUGCAAGGCAGUGGCCUCAGAUCCCCCGGAUGGGGCAGCCCUGGUGCUUCUUCCCACCCAGCUACCCGAGUUACAAGCUGGAGAACCUGACCACCACGGAGACAGGCUACACGGCCACCCUGACCCGCAACACCCCAACCUUCUUCCCCAAGGACAUCUUGACCUUACGGCUGGACAUGCUGCUAGAGACGGAGAGCCGGCUUCACUUCACGAUCAAGGAUCCCGCCAACAGGCGCUACGAGGUGCCCCUGGAGACCCCGCAUGUCCACAGCCGGGCCUCGUCCACACUCUAUAGCGUGGAGUUCCAGGAGGAGCCUUUCGGGGUGGUCGUGCGCCGGAAGCUGGACGGCCGGGUGCUGCUGAACACGACAGUGGCCCCCCUGUUCUUCGCCGACCAGUUUCUGCAGCUGUCCACCUCCCUGCCAUCCCAGCACAUCACAGGCCUUGCCGAGCAUCUCGGCUCCCUGAUGCUCAGCACCAACUGGACCAAGAUCACCCUCUGGAACCGGGACAUCGCCCCCUCGCCCGACGUGAACCUGUAUGGAUCGCACCCUUUCUACCUGGUGCUGGAGGACGGCGGGUCAGCUCACGGGGUCUUCCUGCUGAACAGCAAUGCCAUGGAUGUGGUCCUGCAGCCGAGCCCGGCCCUCAGCUGGAGGUCGACAGGUGGGAUCCUGGAUGUGUACAUCUUCCUGGGCCCUGAGCCCAAGAGCGUGGUGCAGCAAUACCUGGAAGUCGUGGGCUACCCGUUCAUGCCGCCGUACUGGGGCCUGGGCUUCCACCUCUGCCGCUGGGGCUACUCCUCCACCACCAUCACCCGCCAGGUGGUAGAGAACAUGACCAGGGCCCGCUUCCCGCUGGACACGCAGUGGAAUGACCUGGACUACAUGGACGCCAGGAGGGACUUCACCUUCAACAAGGACGGUUUCAGGGACUUCCCGGCCAUGGUGCAGGAGCUCCACCAGGACGGCCGGCGGUACGUGAUGAUCGUGGACCCUGCCAUCAGCAGCUCCAGCCCCCCCGGCAGCUACCGACCCUACGACGAGGGUCUGCGGAGGAGGGUUUUCAUCACCAAUGAGACUGGGCAGCCUCUGAUUGGGAAGGUGUGGCCCGGACUCACUGCCUUCCCCGACUUCACCAGCCCCGAGGCCCUGGACUGGUGGCAGGACAUGGUGUCUGAGUUCCAUGCCCAGGUGCCCUUCGACGGCAUGUGGAUCGACAUGAACGAGCCCUCCAAUUUUGUAAAGGGCUCUGUGGACGGCUGCCCCGACAAUGACCUGGAGAAUCCGCCCUACGUACCAGGGGUGGUUGGCGGGACGCUGCGGGCCGCCACCCUCUGUGCCUCCAGCCGCCAGUUCCUCUCCACGCACUACGACCUGCACAACCUCUACGGCCUGACGGAAGCCCUCGCCUCCCACAGGUGAGGGCCGAGCUCCCAGCGGCCCCGCGCCUCGGGGGGGCC